GCAGGUGGCUACUGGUCAAGGCGCAGGAGCAGGACGGCGAAGAUGAGGUUAAAGGCAUUCUGGGAGCUGCAGGAGCGUUGGAAGAUCUCGGGCGGCGUCUGCAGAGUUUUCUGUCUCAGCAGGGCUCCGGCGACAGCGUACGAUAGCCAGCAUUGGAAAAAGGGAUUUUUCUUUGGGACCUGGGGCCUGAACCGAGUCAACCCCGCAAUGAUUCGCAAAUACUCUACGAUCGCAGAGAGUUUCCCAGGGCUCCAGGGAUGGAGGGCCGCUUCUCUGGGGAGGUCCACUCAUCUCCAGAAUGAGCAGCAGCCUCCGAAGAAUCCAGAGAAGGGCUUUUGGAGAAGCCAGCAAGCCGGAUCUGGCGGUGGAGCAACUCCAGCGGUUUCUUACAAAGUCCGAGUGGCGACCGGGAGUUCUUGGGGGUCGGGGACCUUUGACUCAAUUUCCAUCACCCUAGUGGGCUCAAAGGGCGAGAGCCCCAAGCAGCCGCUCAACAACAUGGGGAAGGACUUCAUCCCAGGCGCGGUGGAUGAGUACAAGGUGUCCAGCGACCAAGAGCUAGGCCCGGUCUUGCUGAUCCGUCUCCACAAGGAGCCCUACCAAUUCUUCCCAGAGGACAGCUGGUACUGCAACUUCGUCCAGUUGACCACGCCGCAAGGAGAGACCUAUCACUUCCCCUGCUACCAAUGGAUCGAGGGCUACCGAACCCUGGAGCUGAGGGAGGGGACAGGCAAACUGGUUUGCGACGAUGGAGAUAUUCCAUUGCUUCUGAAUCAUCGGAAGGAGGAGGUCAAGGCGAGACAAGGCGCUUACAGGUGGGCUGUGUUUGCUCCGGGGAUGCCUCGGUGCCUGGCGGUGGAGAGCCUUGAGGAAAUGGACACCAACAUUAAGUUCUCCUUCACCAAGCUGAGUAACUUCAUGUUACGCUCAAAGCUCACGGUGCUGGAGAUGAAGUUAAAGGGAUUCAUGAAGUGCCAAAGCUCCUGGAAGAAACUGGAAGACAUUCGCAAAGUUUUCUGGUUCAACAGGACCCCUGUUUCGGAGUACGUUGCUGACCACUGGCAAGAAGAUGCUUUCUUCGGCUACCAGUAUCUCAACGGCGUCAACCCCGUGGUGAUCGAGAAAUGCACAGAGAUCCCGUCCAACUUCCCCGUCACCCAGGAGAUGGUAGCUGGAUCCCUUGGGAAAUCCAUCGCCCUCCAAGAAGAGGCACAGAAGGGGAACAUCUACAUUGUGGACUAUAAGAUCCUACAGGACAUCCCGACGAACACGAUCGACGGCCAGCCCCAGUACAUGGCAGCCCCGCUCUGCCUCUUCUACCAGACACCUUCCGGGGAUCUUGUUCCCAUAGCGAUCCAGCUCAGCCAACGCCCAGGCCCUGAGAACCCCAUCUUCCUUCCCAGUGACCCCAUGUGGGACUGGACGCUGGCUAAAAUGUGGGUGCGGAACGCCGACUUCCACGUCCACCAGAACAUCUCCCACCUCCUCCGGACGCACCUGAUGGCCGAGGUCUUUACUAUGGCCACUUUGAGGCGUUUGCCCAUGUGCCACCCACUCUUCAAGCUCCUGAUUCCUCACUUGCGAUACACCCUCCAGAUCAACACUUUAGCCCGGGUGAGGCUCAUCAGGGAAGGUGGCAUGAUGGAUCAGGCCACCUCGGCAGGUUUCGAAGGGAUCGGGCCCAUCGUGGAGAAAGGCAUGCGCGCGCUGACCUACUCCUCCCUCUGCCUCCUGGAGGACAUAGAGGCCCGCGGAGUUGCCUCCGUCGCCAAUUACUACUACCGGGAUGAUGCGACGAAGAUAUGGGCGGCCAUAGAGAGCUUCGUGAGAGGCGUGGUCAGUUUCUACUACCAGAACGAUGCCCGUGUCCAAAGCGACCCAGAGCUCCAGGCUUGGGUUCAGGAGAUCUUCAGGGAAGCCUUCCGAAACAGAGAAACGUCAGGCGCCCCCUCGUCUCUGGGGACAAUGGAAGACCUCACAAAGUUCCUGACAAUGAUGGUUUUCACCUGCUCAGCCCAACACGCCGCUGUCAACAGUGGUCAGUUUGAUUACGGGGCAUGGAUCCCCAACAUCCCGCCCACCAUGAGAAGACCCCCGCCCACCGUGAAGGGCACAGCGACCUUGGAGAACAUCCUUGAUACCAUUCCUCAGGUCAACGUCACCUGCAUCGCCCUGAGUUCCCUGUGGCUGCUUAGCAACGAAGUGGGAGACAGGAGACCUCUGGGAAUUUUUCCAGACCAGCAUUUCACUGAGGAGGAGCCCAAGCGGCUCAUCGGAGUCUUCCAGAAUCACCUGGCUGAGAUUUCAGAGGGAAUUGACAAAAGGAACAAAGCACUGGACCUGCCGUACACCUAUAUCAACCCCCUUCUCGUCGAGAACAGCGUCUCUAUUUAGGUCUCGGGCGAUGAUCAAGCCUCAUCACGAAACUCUGCCGUGUGCCUGGCUCCAA
This is a messenger RNA of Elgaria multicarinata webbii, 2449 nucleotides long. RefSeq names its product polyunsaturated fatty acid lipoxygenase ALOX15B-like. The transcript has 16 exons. Gene Ontology annotation, molecular function: protein binding; iron ion binding; oxidoreductase activity, acting on single donors with incorporation of molecular oxygen, incorporation of two atoms of oxygen. The record is from RefSeq and is a predicted model, not a curated record. Gene Ontology annotation, biological process: linoleic acid metabolic process; lipid oxidation; lipoxygenase pathway. Bases 43 to 2394 code for a protein of 783 amino acids. NCBI's taxonomy places the organism in Eukaryota, Metazoa, Chordata, Lepidosauria, Squamata, Anguidae.